GCUCUCAUGGGUGCCUGGUGUUGGGCCAGUAUAAAACCAUGACCGUUGUUCAUACCCUGGUCUGAACUCAGUCUAAUUCUGAGAGUAAGACACCUGAAUGCUGGCAAACUCAUUCAUUCUCUUAAUGUUGUUAGAUUUCCAGUCAUCUUUCAAUCAGCUCCCACUCCUUUUACCUUCAGUGGGUCUAUGUAUGUUUUGGUGGAGGGAUUGAGAGACACAGACCAUGGCUAUGCAAGUAAAACCAUUUAUUACAAUAGUUCACCAAUAUUUAGAGGUCUCUAAGUUCCAUACAAAAUUUUCCACUCAGACUCCUUUGCCCCUGUUCCCUUAGUAACACAAUCUUCUCAGUUAUCACUCUUUCGCCAGCAAUGUCCUUGUUACUCUGUUUUGCCAGAGCAGUCAGAGUGACCAGACAGGAUGUCUUCACUUUUGUCCUUGCUUGAGUUUAUCUCUCCCAAGGCCAAGAGGAUGGUGGCACUACCCAGUUCAGCUUCUGUGGCUGUCUGAUCUUCCACAUCUCCCCCCUUUUUUUGUUUUUAAUGUAAAGGGUUUCUAUACCCUGAUCUUAAAACAGUUUGCACCUGUAAGGCCAUUAUCUUAUUAAGGCUAUUACUGGUUAUCUAUCUAUAUUACCUGGAAUACAGAUCACAAUCAGACAAAACUUAUCAAAUACAAUUAUGUCACUGCCAAAGAGACUCAAAUAGGAGAACAAAAGGAUAAUGUCAAGCUGGGAAGUGGAAAUAAAUGGCUACUGUUCUAAAGUUCAUAUGGUUGGAGUUCAGGGGCCAUGCUGUUUAGGCAGGAGGAAUGUUAACAUUACUGAAACUGAACUGAUCUUAAUAGAGCAUAAAAUAACAGACCUUAAAUUGAAUAACCUAAAUUUAACUUUGUUUAAGCUUAUCAGCACAUAAACUUGAUAGAAGUUAAUUUGAACAAAAAUUAAUCUUAACAGAAAUUAACUUAAUGGUACUUAACCUUAAUGGCAUCAUAAUUUGGCAGAACUUAAGUGCAACAGAACUUCAAUUUAACAGAAGGUAAACUUAACAUCACUUAAAUUUAACAGAACUGAAUUUUACUAUUACUUAAACUGUAUUAAAUUGAAACAUAACAGAAUUGAAAAUUAAUAUAACUUAAAUAUGACAAAAAUAAUUUAGACUUUAUUAUUACAAAAAAGUUACUGAAAGUCUGUCAUACAACAGUUAGACAUCAAGGAACAACACGUAGAUAAACAACUGUUCCGUGACCAAAAUAGCAGCAACAUGGAUUUACUGAAGGGAUUAAACUGCUGCAGAUCAAAUUCAAAUUCACUAUAUGACUUAGUUAAUGACUGUCAGUGAAUCACCUCUCUAGUAAACAAUCCUGUUAAAAAUCAGAGCUCCCUGAAAAUACAAGGGUGAUUUUAACAAACGUAUUUCAAUGCAUCCUGCAGGCACUGUAACUGUAGCUUCAGUACUUCGUGCAGGGCUUGAUCCUGCUGUGCAGGAGCUGAUGGGCGGCUCUCGGACCAGGUCAGCACUGCUACCCGGGUGCGGGAGGAGGCGGGAGAGCUCUGACAGGCCGGGAGGGCUUUCAAGCCUAGGGGGCUAACACCAGCCAUGGGGCCAACCGUGGGCAGAGGGAGCUCCAAGGGGGCUCCACUACUGCCAGCAACACCGCGCACCAAAUUGAGGAUCCAUCUCUUCUGUGGAUUUGUUCUCAGGAUCUGUGUCCUGGAUCCGUGCCCAUCAUUAUCAGUAUCUUUCUUAGUACUCCUGUUGCAACUGCUUACAGGAGUUUUUUAAUCUCGAGGUCUCUUUCAUUUAGGAAAGAGGUACAGGGUGUUUAACCCAUAAUGACAGUGGCUCCAAUAUGGAGAAAUUCCUGUAAUUGUAAGUUGCACUGACACUACCAGAACAUCUCCCCAGUACUCACCAUUCCAUGGUUUUUCGUCCAACAAGCACCACUGAUCUAACUUAAUCAGCUGUGCCGGCAUCUUGCUUUCCAUUGGAUUGUGACUCACAAAGAAAGAUCCAGGUGUCAUGUAUUGUGGGCAGAAGGGGAUGUUAAAAGCUCCUCUGCAGAGUCCUUGUCUGUUGCUGCGGGGGCACUGGGAGACGAUUCUUUCCUGCACCCUCCUGAGCUUAAAGAUUUUCUAAAGCAGCUCUCCAGAGAGGGACAAAACCAGCUGGGAUCUUAUCACCUCUCAUUGCCCUGUUCAUCCCACAGUUCCACUAGGAAAGCCAUGCUGGCCUUUAACCCUUUAAUGUAUGAUUCUGCCCAGUGUAAAAUCACCUUAAGAGAAUGAGAAGCAGAUGUUUUUCUGGGCUUCUCUAAAAGUUUAGACAUAAGUUCAAAGACAUGUUUUACUUCUGAAGACAUAUUCCCCACAGCUCACCAUCAAAACCUGAAGGGAUGGAUGCCAGCUGGCUCCUGCUCCCUUCCAGCAGCACUUCAGUUCUGUGGGGCAUCCCCAGAAUGGCCAGAUAGGCAAAUUGUCAUUCCUCAUAUGGGACACCAUUCCCAGGGAUUGAGGGACACGGACCAUGCUAUACAAGCAAAGCUCUUUGUUGCAUCAGUUUACCAGAUUUAUAAAUCACUAAAUUGUGUCCAAAAUUUUCCACUCAGACUCCUUUGCCCCUGUUCCCUUAGUAACACAAUCUUCUCAGUUAUCAUUCUUUCGCCAGCAAUGUCCUUGUUACUUUCUUUUGCCAGAGCGGUCAGAGCGUCCAGACAGGAUGUCUUAACUCUUGUCCUAGCCUCUUAUCCUUGGGAGUUUAUCUCUCCCAAGGCCAAGAGGAUGGUGGCACUACCCAGUUCAGCUUCUGCAGCUGUCUGAUUUUCCACGUUUUGGAAUACUUUUGAUAAAGUAUCUUUGUUUAUGUGAUAGGAAAGAGUGCAGUUCUGGAUUUGGGUGCACUGCUCAUGAACCACUUGGUUUAUGAUGGAGUAUAAUCAUUGUGAAAAAGUAUUUUAUCUUCAGCUGUUGGGUUAUUGAGGAAAAAAAACAAACCAAAUAAUGAUACUGAUCUAUCUACCCAAAUAAUAACUGAUAGCUUUGAUCCAUGUGAAUUUUGACACCUGCUAAAGGAACUCUGUCAUACUGCUGGUGCAUAAAUAGGCGGUGAAGAGACCACAGCCUUACACUGAAGGCACCAUGCGGAUCCUUCUCCUCCUCCUCGCAGCUGCAGGGCUUUGCUGGGGGCAGUACAACCCCAACACUCUCCCAAAGAGAACCUCUAUUGUGCAUCUCUUUGAAUGGCGCUGGAAGGAUAUUGCUGAGGAGUGUGAGCGCUACUUAGCUCCACAUGGAUUUGGAGGAGUUCAGGUUUCACCUCCAAAUGAAAAUAUUGUCAUUACUAACCCGAACAGACCCUGGUGGGAAAGAUACCAGCCCAUUAGCUACAAGAUCUGUACUCGAUCAGGAAAUGAAGAUGAAUUCAGAGACAUGGUGAAGAGGUGCAAUGAUGUUGGAGUUCGUAUCUAUGUGGAUGCUGUUGUCAACCAUAUGUGUGGGGCUGCAGGUGGCUCAGGCACACAUUCUACCUGUGGAAGCUAUUUUAAUGCUGGAAACAGAGAUUUUCCAGCUGUCCCAUACUCUGGCUGGGAUUUCAAUGACGGCAGAUGUCACACCGGAAGUGGAGAAAUUGAAAGUUAUCAUGAUAUCUAUCAGGUCCGGGACUGCCGCGUGACCGGCCUUCUGGAUCUGGCCAUGGAGAAGGACUAUGUGCGCUCAAAGGUUGCAGAGUACAUGAACCAUCUCAUUGACAUUGGUGUAGCAGGAUUCCGAAUUGAUGCUGCCAAGCACAUGUGGCCUGGGGACAUCAGAGCUUUUCUGGACAAGCUGCAUGAUCUAAACACUCAAUGGUUUUCUGCAGGAACUAAACCUUUCAUUUAUCAGGAGGUAAUUGACUUGGGUACAGAGCCCAUCAAAGGCAGUGAGUACUUUGGAAAUGGCCGAGUGACAGAAUUCAAGUACGGUGCCAAGCUGGGGACAGUGCUCCGCAAGUGGAACGGAGAAAAGAUGGCCUACUUAAAGAACUGGGGAGAAGGCUGGGGCUUUGUGCCUUCCGACAGAGCCCUGGUCUUUGUGGAUAAUCACGACAACCAGAGAGGACACGGCGCUGGUGGAGCUUCCAUUCUGACCUUCUGGGAUGCCAGGCUCUAUAAAAUGGCAGUUGGUUUCAUGCUUGCCCAUCCGUACGGCUUCACACGUGUGAUGUCAAGUUUUCGCUGGCCAAGAUAUUUUGAAAAUGGAAAGGACGUCAAUGACUGGUAUGGCCCCCCAAGUUACUCAGAUGGCUCCAUAAAGCCCGUUACAAUCAAUCCGGACACGACCUGCGGCAACGACUGGGUUUGUGAACAUCGCUGGCGUCAGAUCAGGAACAUGGUUAUCUUCCGUAACGUGGUGGAUGGUGAGCCUUUCUCCAACUGGUGGGACAAUGGCAGCAAUCAAGUGGCUUUUGGCCGUGGGAAUAAAGGCUUCAUCAUCUUCAAUAAUGAUGACUGGAAUAUGAAUGUCAAUGUGCAAACUGGACUGCCUGCUGGUACCUACUGUGAUGUUAUUUCUGGACAAAAGGAGAACAACAGCUGUACUGGAAAGCAGGUGUUUGUUUCUGGUGAUGGAAUGGCUAAUUUCCAGAUUAAUACUGAUGUUGAAGAUCCAUUUAUUGCAAUUCAUGUUGAUGCCAAGUUAUAAUUCAGGAGAAAUAGCCUCCUCUCUUUGAUCUGUUCUCCCAUAUGUUGUUCUCUGCUUUUUGAGCAUGAGUGACUCUCUAUUGAAUAAUAAAU
Molecule: messenger RNA, 4767 nt
Organism: Serinus canaria (Common canary)
Lineage: Eukaryota; Metazoa; Chordata; Aves; Passeriformes; Fringillidae
Product: pancreatic alpha-amylase
Exons: 10
Coding region: 3134-4675 (513 amino acids)
Biological process (GO): carbohydrate metabolic process
Molecular function (GO): cation binding; alpha-amylase activity
Source: RefSeq, a predicted model, not a curated record